Somion occarium is the source of this 2089-nucleotide messenger RNA. The record is from the annotation of a GenBank genome assembly. Lineage: Eukaryota; Fungi; Basidiomycota; Agaricomycetes; Polyporales; Cerrenaceae.
GAACUCGUUAUUUUUGUUUCGUGUAUCUUGAUUUCCAUCCGGCGCCGUUAUGCAUGGGUUUUCAAGAGUCGUUGCUCAAUCAACGCAUUGUCCUAACCGUAAAUUUAGUAUGCGGAACUGAAGAAGUCUGCUCGACACAUGCUGCACCCCUUCCGUACCCACCUCCGCCAUCUGCUCUUGGGAUCCAGUUUGAAGUUGCUGACCGAAAAGACAUGCCAUGUGCGUAUCCUGACCGGCCCACUUGCAGGCAUUCUUGCGUUGUAUCAGGUGGGGAACAGUAUAUAAGGCGUUGAGAAGAAUGGCUGCGUCGGGAAACUUUCACUGCAAUGCGUUUGAAAAAACUUCCCAGCACGUCCGCCCUGCUUUCGAUCUGGUUUGCUUUGGCAUCAGCUAGGACAUUCUCUGGCGGUGCUAUUGAAGGAUUUGAAGAAGCUGCUAAUUUCCAAGCUGAACAAAUCGAGAAUCUUCGUAGUUUUCUAGGUCCUAAGCAGGAAGACUCAAGUACUCAAAAUGUCAAGAGAGAGAGCGCUAUCACCUUCAGAAACCCGAAUGCCCGACAGUUCUUUGUCGACGGGACAAAAAUUCCAGAUGUGAACUUCGAUGCCGGCCCGUCGUAUUCUGGGUUGAUGCCCAUCUCUCCCGACCCUAAGGAGACACGAAAGCUCUUCUUCUGGUUUUGGCCUACUACGAAUGCCUCGAACGCACGAGACCUUCUUUUCUGGACCAAUGGUGGACCUGGUUGCUCGUCCUUGGAGGGCUUUUUACAAGAGAAUGGUCCAAUUUCUUGGUCUUGGGGUCAAUCCGAGCCAACUCCUAACCCGUUCAGCUGGACGAACCUUGCUAAUGUCGUGUGGGUUGAACAACCCGUUGGCACCGGUUUCUCUCAAGGAGCACCUAACAUCACCAACGACGAUGAACUAGCUGAGCAAGUGGCUGGUUUCCUUGGUCAAUUCUUAGAGGUUUUCGACGAGUUGAAAGGAAGCAACUUUUUUGUGAGCGGGGAAAGCUAUGCUGGCUUCUACGUUCCCUACAUCGCCAACUGGAUUUUCGAGCAUACAACGAAACGUACUCUGGACCUGGACCUGCAAGGAAUCUGGAUUGCUGACCCUACUCUCACUUGGGGACUGAUCUCUCAAGAAAUUCCUGCGCUUCGAUUUGCACAAGCAAACAGGAACCUCUUCCCAUUCACUCAAGCAUUCUACGACCAGCUUCAAAGCAUCUCUGAUUCAUGCGGUUUCACGGAUUACCUCGACAAGUUCGUCAGUUACCCGCCUACUAGUCAAUUGCCUAUUCCCGCUGGCGGUACCAUUGAUCCUGUGACCCGAGCGGUUGGUGUUCGUUCGGAUUGUAGGCUGCACAGUCCAAUACAACGUGCUGUCGCUGUACUGAAUCCUGUAUUCAACGUCUAUCGGGUGUCGGAUACCUUCCCUAAUCUUUGGAGUGUCCUGGGAUUCCCGCGAGAUACACAGCAGUUCACUUAUUUCAAUAGGACUGAUGUGCAAAGAGCUAUCCAUGCACCUCACAUCGAAUGGCAGUCCUGCACGGACACAUCGGUUUAUAUCAACCGUACCACCGGUGGUGCAGGUCGUGACCAGAGUAUUCCGUCGACUCUGAGCGUACUUCCAAAUGUCAUCGAGAAGAGUGUUCGUACCGUCAUCGUUCAUGGUCUCGCGGACUUCAUUCUGACCGCUGAAGGAACACGCAUCGCUAUCCAAAACAUGACUUGGAAUGGAUUACAAGGGUUUCAGACUCCCAUUGAGCCCGAGAGCUUCAUCGUAGAUAACAUGGGUGCCUUUGGAUCCUUCCACCAGGAGCGUAACCUGACCUACGUCGAGUUCUCCUUCAGCGGACAUAUGACUCCUCAAUUCGUCCCUUGGGCAGCGUUCCAAACUAUUGCUUUCUUGCUCGGAAAGCGGCCCUCGCCCUCUGCCUAGAGCUUGCUGCUGAAACGACUUUGUUAGGCUCUAUGCGGGUCCAUUUUAGUCAGUAUACUCGCGGCACGGCAAUGUGAAAUGCAGUUUUGUGUCCUAUUAAUAGAUGAUCGAUGAAUAUGGUCAAGUCUCCAAUGAAAAGGUCUAUGCUUCGUGGG